Molecule: messenger RNA, 1326 nt
Organism: Quercus lobata
Lineage: Eukaryota; Viridiplantae; Streptophyta; Magnoliopsida; Fagales; Fagaceae
Exons: 3
Coding region: 1-1326 (441 amino acids)
Molecular function (GO): nucleic acid binding
Source: RefSeq, a predicted model, not a curated record
AUGGUGUCUCAGAGGGAAAUCGAGGCGAACCCGGACAAGAUUCGGGCUAUUAUGGACAUGGUACCACCAAGAAAUGUGAAGGAGGUGCAAAGCCUCAAUGGAAAGAGAGCGGCACUGAACAGGUUCGUGUCAAAGGCAACGGACAGGUGCUUGCCCUUCUUCCGAACAUUGAAGAAAUCCUUUGAAUGGACUAACGAAUGCCAGCAAGCAUUUGAAGAAUUGAAGGAAUACCUCUCCUCCCCACCAUUGCUGAGCCCGUUGCAGCCAGGAGAAGAGCUUUUUCUCUAUCUAGCCAUCUCCCCCGUAGCCGUUAGCGCAGCCUUGGUCAGAGAAGAAGAGAGAGUGCAAAAGCCCGUAUACUACGCAAGCCGAGCGCUUCACGGUGCCGAAGAAAGAUACCCACCUAUGGAAAAACUUGCCUUUGCACUAGUUACGGCACCCCGCAAGCUCAAACCAUACUUCCAAGCUCAUACGGUGAACGUCCUGACUGACAAACCCUUACGGCGGGCAAUGAGCAGCCCCGAGGCCGCGGGACGGUUGGCAUUGUGGGCUAUAGACCUGAGCGAAUUUGAUAUUCAGUACCUCCCGCGGACCACCAUCAAGGGACAGAUCAUCGCUGACUUUAUAGUUGAAUUCACUCAUGACGAAGACAAGAAGGCAACAGAGUCCCCUCAAUGGAGCAUAUAUACGGACGGAUCGUCCACCAGACAAGCCGCAGGGGCCAGCAUUGUGCUACAAUCGCCCGAAGGAGACACCAUUGAAUACUACGAGUGCAAAAGCGAAAAGAUGAAGAAGUACCUUGAUGAAGUAAGGGCAAGAGUGGAUGACCUAGAAGCCAAAGUCGUCCAAAUUCCCAGAGAAGAAAACGAGCGAGCCGACCGCCUCGCGAAGGCCGCUUCAGCAGAACAAAUGGUCAUCCCUGGUAAUGUACUCUCUUUCAUGCAGCUUUCUCCGCUAAUAGAUCUCAGCAACAUGCAGGAAAUACGCUCCGGCAGUAGCUGGACAACGUCGUUAGUUUCAUACCUAAAAGCUGGGAUCUUACCAGACGAAAAGAAAGCCGCAAGGAAGCUUAAGGUCCAGGCGGCGAGGACGAUGGCAAGAACACCCACAGGAGAGACACCGUUCCGCCUGACGUAUGGAGGCGAAGUAGUCAUCCCGGGCGAAGUUGGACUUACAAGUUACAGGGUACACAACCAUGAUGAGAACAAAAACGACGAGGCUAUGCGACUACAGCUCGACCUAGUGGACGAGAUCAGAGCAGCAGCAGAACAAAGGCUCGCUAGGUACCAGGACCGCAUGGCCAAACACUACAACUCUCAGGUCUGA